Molecule: messenger RNA, 1868 nt
Organism: Lampris incognitus (smalleye Pacific opah)
Lineage: Eukaryota; Metazoa; Chordata; Actinopteri; Lampriformes; Lampridae
Gene: slc30a7
Product: solute carrier family 30 member 7
Exons: 11
Coding region: 55-1290 (411 amino acids)
Biological process (GO): transmembrane transport; intracellular zinc ion homeostasis; zinc ion transport
Cellular component (GO): membrane; Golgi apparatus
Molecular function (GO): zinc ion transmembrane transporter activity
Source: RefSeq, a predicted model, not a curated record
UAUCGGAGACUAGUCGAUACGUGUGUGUGUGUGUUUGUGUGUGUAUGUGUGAAAAUGUUACCUUUAUCUAUUAAAGACGAUGAAUAUAAACCUGCCAAAUUCAACCUCCUCCUCAAGGUUUCAGGAUGGUUUAGGUCGAUUCUGUCUGACAAGACGUCCCGGAACCUGUUCUUCUUCUUGUGUCUCAACCUGUCCUUCGCCUUCGUGGAGCUGUCCUACGGCAUCUGGAGCAACAGUUUAGGUUUGAUAUCAGAUUCUUUCCACAUGUUCUUUGACUGCACUGCCCUCCUGGCUGGGCUGGCUGCUUCAGUCAUCUCUCGAUGGAGGUCCAAUGACUCCUUCUCCUAUGGAUAUGUGAGGGCUGAGGUUCUGGCAGGCUUUGUCAAUGGCCUCUUCCUCAUCUUCACUGCUUUCUUCAUCUUCUCUGAGGGAGUGGAGAGAGCGUUGGAACCUCCUGAUGUUCACCAUGAGCGCCUGCUACCUGUGUCAGUGGCCGGCCUGCUGGUCAAUCUGGUGGGAAUCUUUGUCUUCCAGCAUGGAGGCCAUGGACACUCCCAUGGAGACGGAGGUCAUGGACACAGUCACUCUCUGUUUAAUGGCACCGUGAGCCAUGGCCACAGUCAUAGCAGUAAGCAUGAACAUGGACACGACCACGGGGGACAUGGACACAGCCACGGGGGACAUGGACACGACCACGGGGGACAUGGACACGACCACGGGGGACAUGGACACGGCCACGGGGGACAUGGACACACCCAUGGGGGACAUGGACACAGCCACGGGGUCCAUAGCCAUGAGGAGCCCCACUGCCAUGAUGACCACUACCACACACCAGGGAAGGGCUCCAGUAAACAAAUCUUGGAGGGAGUAUUUCUGCACAUCGUGGCUGAUACUCUGGGCAGUAUCGGAGUCAUCAUAUCUGCACUUCUGAUGCAGAAGUUUGACCUGAUGAUUGCUGACCCCAUCUGCUCGAUGCUCAUAGCCAUUCUCAUAGGGGUCAGUGUGGUGCCAUUAUUGAGGGAAUCUAUUGGGAUCCUGAUGCAGAGAACUCCUCCUAGCCUGGACCACACCCUCCCAGACUGCUACCAGAGGGUGCAGCAACUGCAGGGAGUGUAUAACCUUCAGGAGCCUCACUUCUGGACUCUGUGUACCGAUGUCUAUGUUGGAACCCUGAAGUUACUUGUGGCUCCUGAUGCUGACACCCGCUGGAUCCUCAGCCAGACGCACAACAUCUUCACUCAGGCAGGAGUACGGCAGCUCUACGUACAGAUUGACAUGGCAGCUAUGUAGAUGUUCCUCUCCUCUGGAAUUCUGGGACCAAAGCCCUCUGUGUGCUGCUCAGGGGUUAACCCCACCCCCCACCUCUCUGGGUCUGGCUGUCCCCCUAGCCUAGCCAAAGGACCAAUGAUUAUGCAGCUCCACUGCAGGACAGUCAGAGGACAACCUACCAGGGGACACUAGAAGUGAACGGUUUCAUCCAUUGUCUUCUGGUCCCUUUCAGUCCCUCACCAAAUGUUUUAAAGUCUGUUGGUGAGAAGUGAAUUUCUCAGUAGCAAUUAAAAUUGGACUCCACCUCCCAUCUGGUUGCACUUUGUAGACUUGAAGCAGUAUUCAGGAAAAGUGCCUUUGUGUUUAAUCAGAGACAAUCUCUAGUCAGAUUCCCUCUUCAUAUUAUUCCUUCUGUCAGCAGGGCCGGCCAGCAUGCAUCAGGGUUAUGUUUAAAGGAUCGAGGUGUUUUCAUGUGCCAUGGCAGGCCUCUGCCCUCACUUAUCAUUAAUAAUCCUUUUAUUUGCCAAACCAUGUGAACUGUUGGCCAGUUUCAAUUUCAUUUUCAACUAUAAUAAAUAAUUUUACAUCACUUACUUUUA